CUCUCUAGCUGAGAGAACGGAACCAGAGAGAUGGUGAAAGGAAGUCGAGGUGGCCCUCGAUCUGGCGUCUCUGAAGGCUGUGGCUGCGGUUGCCGGUAGGCUAGGCUGGCGGCGUAUGGAAUCGAGGACUUGCGCGGAGGCAGAAUGCUUCCGGCUGGCGAGAUAGGCAAGGUGCGGGCAGCCUCGUGCUGCCCUGAAAGCGGUGACGAAAUGAAGAACACAGAGGAGAAAAGUGACAUGAACAUUGCAGCUCUUGUUGGAAGGGAGCAGCUCAUGCAAGAUAGAGAUGAUGAUCAGCUUCCCCUGAAUGUGUCUGCGUUUAUAGAAAAGGAAGUGGGAAAUGACCUUAAAUCUUUAAAGAAACUUGGCAAACUCAUAGAACAGAUGACAGAAAACAAAAUGAAGUUAGAAGAACAGGUACUUACAAUUUCAUCAGAAAUCCCUAAAAGAAUUCAAAGUGCUUUAAAAGAUGCAGAGGAAUCCCAACAAGUUCUUAAUCAGUUUCUGGAGCAGGAAACUCCUCUCUUCAGCUCCAUCACUAGCCAUUUGCUGACUGCACAGCCCUGGAUGGAUGAUCUUGGGGCCAUGAUCAACCAGAUAGAAGAGAUUGAGCAGCAUCUCACAUACCUUAAAUGGGUUUCACAGAUCGAAGAGCUAAGUGAUAACAUUCAGCAAUACCUGAUGACCAGUAAUGUGCCAGAGGCUGCCUCUAUCCUGGUGACCAUGACAGAACUUGACAUCAAGCUUCAGGAGUCGUCUUGUACUCAUCUUCUUAGUUUCAUGAGAGCCACGGUUAAAUUCUGGCAUAAAAUUCUCAAGGACAAGCUUACCAGUGAUUUUGAGGAAAUUUUAGCACAGCUUCAUUGGCCAUUCAUCACACACACCCAGUCUCAAACUGUUGGCAUAAGCCGGACUGCUAGUGCCCCUGAGGUGUAUGCUACCUUGGAGACACUGUUUUGUCAGCUGUUGAAACUACAAGCCUCAGAUGAAUUGCUAACUGAGCCCAAACAACUCCCAGAAAAAUAUUCUCUUCCUGCAUGCCCUUCUGUGAUCCUGCCCAUCCAGAUCAUGCUGACUCCCCUUCAGAAGAGAUUCAAGUACCACUUCAGAGGCAACCGGCAGACGAAUGUUAUCAGUAAGCCUGAAUGGUACUUGGCUCAGGUACUUAUGUGGAUUGGAAACCAUGCUCACUUUCUGGAUGAGAAGAUUCAGCCAAUAUUAGAGAAAGCAGGCUCUGCAGUCAAUGCAAGGCUUGAGUUUUCUCGGGGCCUUAUGAUGCUAAUACUUGAGAAGUUGGCUUCCGAUAUACCUUGCCUGCUCUAUGAUGACAAUCUCUUCUGUCAUUUGGUGGAUGAGGUGCUGUUGUUUGAAAGGGAGCUGCACAGUGUUCAUGGCUAUCCUAGCACUUUUGCUAGUUGUAUGCAUAUUCUGUCAGAGGAAACCUGUUUUCAGAGAUGGUUGACUGUGGAGAGAAAAUUUGCUCUUCAAAAAAUGGACUCAAUGCUUUCAUCAGAGGCUGCCUGGGUAUCCCAGUAUAAAGACAUCACUGAUGUGGAUGAAAUGAAGGUUCCAAACUGUGCAGAAGUUUUUAUGACUUUACUCUUGGUUAUAACUGACAGGUAUAAAAAUCUCCCCACAGCUCCUCGAAAGCUGCAGUUCCUGGAGUUACAGAAGGACCUAGUAGAUGAUUUUAGGAUACGAUUAACACAGGUGAUGAAAGAAGAGACUAGAGCUUCACUUGACUUUCGAUACUGUGCAAUUCUUAAUGCCGUGAACUACAUCUCAACAGUACUGGCAGAUUGGGCUGACAAUGUUUCUUUUGGUGAACCUGGAGAUUGUCCUUUUGGCAAGGCUGGCAGGCCGCUAAACCCUGGGAUCCACUCAGCUUUGCCUGCUAGUGCUGCAAUUACAGGUGCACAUCAACACAUCAAUGUUUACUUGGCUCAAGGGAAGUCUUUGUGUUUGAGCAGAAGGAACUUUACCCACGGAUCUAAAGCACUACUUCAGAAAAAGCAAAAAACAAAAACAACCACAUACCACAAUUACAUUGAAAAGAAUGUAUGCAAAGUGUAUUUUAAAUUCUUUCUGCAACUUCAACAGGCAGCACUGGAGGUCUUUGCAGAGAAUAAUGCCCUCAGUAAGCUUCAGCUGGGACAACUAGCCUCCAUGGAAAGCUCUGUCUUCGAUGACAUGAUUAAUCUCUUAGAGCGUUUAAAGCUUGAUAUGUUGACUCGCCAAGUAGACCACGUUUUUAGAGAAGUGAAAGAUGCUGCAAAAUUGUAUAAGAAAGAAAGAUGGCUGUCCCUGCCAUCUCAGUCUGAACAGGCAGUGAUGUCCCUGUCCAGCUCAGCCUGCCCACUUCUGCUAACCUUACGGGACCGUCUGCUUCAGCUGGAGCAACAGCUUUGUUUCUCCUUAUUCAGAAUCUUCUGGCAAAUGCUUGUAGAGAAGCUGGAUGUAUACAUCUAUCAGGAGAUAAUCCUUGCUAAUCAUUUCAAUGAAGGAGGAGCAGCUCAGUUGCAGUUUGAUAUGACACGGAAUCUUUUCCCUUUGUUUUCUCACUAUUGCAAGAGACCGGAAAACUAUUUUAAACAUGUAAAAGAAGCUUGCAUCGUUCUGAAUUUGAACACUGGUUCUGCAUUACUCCUGAAAGAUGUCCUACAGUCAGCUUCUGAGCACCUUCCUGCCACAGCAGCCUUAAAUGAAGUUGGAAUUUACAAACUAGCUCAGCAAGAUGUUGAGAUUCUGCUUAACUUGAGGACAAACUGGCCUAACACUGGGAAAUAAGGGUUGAGAAAAGGGUUGUUUAGCAAAGAAGACAGUUGUAUUAAAGUUGCCUGAUAAACUUCUGAAUUAAUGAAACUAGACAAAUGAAAACUUGGUAGAAUCAUUUGUUAUCUUGAGUUAGGAUGUCACUAAAAUAAUGACCAUGCUUCCUCCAUCCUUCUGUUCCUAAGAAAACAAAGAACAGAAAACUCAACCAAGAGAAGCAGAGUAAUUACAUGUUUAGGAUUACAAAUAGGAAUGUAGACAUCUGAAGACAGUGAGAAAGCAAAAGUCAGUAUAACUGACCUCCAUUUUGCUAAUCAAGGGGAGCUGUUGUAGAAAGAUGAACACACUCUAAACGUAUGUUGAUAAUUGAGGUUCCUUUAUUCAGUUUUGGAUUUCACUAUAUUUAUAUAAAUGCAUAGUGUGAUGGGAGUGGUGGAAGAAUUUAUAAUCCCAGAACGCUGAAGGCCGGGGCAGAAGGAUCACUGUGGGUUUAAGACUCGCCUGGGCAACAUAGUGAGAUUCUGUCUCACUAGAGAAAGAAAUGAAACAAAACAAAACUGCCCCAAACCAACAACAUAACGGUUUUAUGAGAUGGUGGUUAAGCUAUGGUUGUUCCUGUUAUUCAAUUCUUACGUCCUUCUAUUAAAGUAUUUCCUAGUUGUA
Peromyscus leucopus (white-footed mouse) is the source of this 3435-nucleotide messenger RNA. RefSeq names its product RAD50 interactor 1 (gene Rint1). Gene Ontology annotation, biological process: regulation of ER to Golgi vesicle-mediated transport; retrograde vesicle-mediated transport, Golgi to endoplasmic reticulum; endoplasmic reticulum to Golgi vesicle-mediated transport. The record is from RefSeq and is a predicted model, not a curated record. Lineage: Eukaryota; Metazoa; Chordata; Mammalia; Rodentia; Cricetidae. Gene Ontology annotation, cellular component: Dsl1/NZR complex. The transcript has 16 exons. The coding region runs from base 145 to 2787 and encodes 880 amino acids.